AUGCUGUCCUUAAAUCAUAGCAAUACCACAUUCCUCCUGAUGGGCCUCCCAGGCCUAGAGGAAAUGUACAUCUGGCUCUCUAUUCCAUUGUGUGUCAUGUAUAUAGUUGCUGUGGCUGGAAACAGUUUGAUCCUCUGGGUGGUAAAAUCAGAAACAAUUCUUCACCAGCCAAUGUACUAUUUCCUUUCCAUGCUGGCCAUGACUGACUUAGGGCUCUCCUUUUCCACACUGCCUACCAUGCUAACCAUCUACCUGUUGGGCCACCGGGAAGUUGAGGUAGAUGCAUGCCUAGCCCAGCUGUUUUUCAUCCACACUUUUUCAGUCAUGGAAUCCUCUGUGCUUCUCUCCAUGGCUUUUGACCGUUUUGUGGCCAUCUGUAAUCCACUGCGCUAUACAACCAUUCUGCCCAGCUCCCGAGUUGCUGGCCUGGGCCUUGCAAUUGUCGUCCGUAGUAUUGGGCUACACGUCCCUGCUCCUAUCAUGCUAAAAAAGCUCCCCUACUGCCAUACUGGUCACCUUUCCCAUUCUUAUUGCUUGCAUCCAGAUGUCAUGAAGCUUGCUUGUGCUGAUACUCAUGUGAAUAGUGCUUAUGGGCUCUUUGUGGUACUCUCCACUCUUGGCAUGGACUCUAUGCUUAUUGUGGCUUCCUAUGUGUUGAUCCUCUAUGCUGUACUCACCAUUGCUUCCCAGACAGAGAGACUUAAGGCCCUGAAUACAUGUGUCUCGCAUAUAUGUGCAGUGCUACUCUUCUAUACACCCAUGAUUGGCCUGUCCAUGAUCCAUCGUUUUGGAAAGCAGGCUUCACCAUGUAUCAGGGUACUGCUCUCCUAUUUGCAUUUUCUCAUGCCACCUAUGGUCAACCCCAUUGUCUAUACUAUCAAGACAAAGCAGAUACGUCAGAGGAUCUUCCAUUUUUUUCAGUCUAGUGGAGCCAAAAUGAGGAUUAGGCAAGAACAUUGAGUCCAGGGGCUGGGAAGGCAUAAUGGUAUCAUGCAAUGAAGAAGGAAAUGUCUUCCUUUUUAAAAAUAUGGAACAUCAUCACUAUUACCAGAUAUAAUGGAAAGAUAUAAUCCCCAUCUUCUGGAAGCCUUCUCUUCAUGAAGGUGACAUGAAACCAUUUCUGGAGAUAUUCAUCAGAUUUAGAACAUAUAAUCCUCUAGUAUGAUAUUAAUUACAUGGCCUUCUUCAUGGAAAAAUUCCUGCACUUAUUAAAAAAAUAGAGCUCUCUAUUCUGGUCAGAAAGGUAUAGCCCCCUCCAUUAGGGAAUUUCUAGUAUAAUAAAGAAGAAAAGUCCUUUGUUCUGGUAGUAAAAGCAAGAUUUCAAAAAUAAAAAGACUAGGACCAAUUAUAAAUUAUGAACACCAUAAAAACAUUAG
Messenger RNA from Monodelphis domestica (gray short-tailed opossum), 1376 nucleotides. RefSeq names its product olfactory receptor 51G2-like. Gene Ontology annotation, cellular component: plasma membrane. Gene Ontology annotation, molecular function: olfactory receptor activity; G protein-coupled receptor activity. Gene Ontology annotation, biological process: G protein-coupled receptor signaling pathway. The record is from RefSeq and is a predicted model, not a curated record. Lineage: Eukaryota; Metazoa; Chordata; Mammalia; Didelphimorphia; Didelphidae.